Molecule: messenger RNA, 1013 nt
Organism: Gryllus bimaculatus (two-spotted cricket)
Lineage: Eukaryota; Metazoa; Arthropoda; Insecta; Orthoptera; Gryllidae
Source: the annotation of a GenBank genome assembly
GAAAAGAUCGUUCAUGCCUGGUGCCUACAAGUGUGUAAAAUUUGAUUCAUUAAUGGUUUUGUGCAAAAUUUUGCGAUAUGAUUAUUGUGCGUGUUGGAAGUGUGAGCAGUUUCGGGGGAGCCUUGUUCCAUCUUGAAUGACAAUCAAACAUGGAAAUUAUAAAGCUCAAGGAGCGUUAGUGAGCGCUGCGUUCCGACCGUCGAGGGCCGCCGCGCUAGGAAACAGUUCAGUGCCAACCAGUGCGUAUUGUACAUCCAAAGCGGCAACUCCACUGCAGCGGCAGCACGGCGCGUUCCACGGGGCUGCCGCCCCAAACAGCGGGACUCUAUUCUUCUCUACCGUGAAAUAAGUCGUUUGCUGGCGCGGCCCCGCUCGGACUGACGUGGCGAUAUGGACUGAUGUGGAAAUGUCAGUUGCCUGAGCAAAGAGGAAGACUUAUGAGAGAUUUAUGAGAAGGUGGAGUUUAUUUGGAACACUCGACGCACGCGGCUGACCGUCCUCCCGCGCCAACGGCUGCUCGGCGCGUUCGGGUCGUCGACAGGGGCGCACCAUGGCGGACGACUUCGGCGACGAGCACUUCGUGGUGGACGAGGUGACGUCCCUCGUCAACGAGGCCAUCGACGGCAUUCUCAGCGCCGCCAGCUACGACCACCGCCUCAUCAAUAAGUGGACGUCGUCGGUCAGCGAGGAGGUCAUCAGCGCGCUGGCCAAGUUACAGAAGCCUUUCAAGUACGCUGUGGUGUGCACCAUCCUGCAGCGCAACGGCUCGGGCUACCAGACGGCGAGCGCGUGCUUCUGGGACAAGCAGACGGACGCGAGCGCUAGCGUGCAGUGGCAGAACAGCACCAUAGUGGUGCUCGUCACCGUCUACGGCCUGGCUGUCUGAGCCCCCUCCCCCCCCGCGGGCAUCCUGUAACGCAUUGGCUCUUUGAUAUGACCAUUUUAUCUUAUUUAUAAACUCUAUCCGUGGGAGCUUGUACUUUCUAAUUUAAUAAAAUUCCCGAUAUCUUGUU